This is a messenger RNA of Ictalurus furcatus (blue catfish), 1343 nucleotides long. RefSeq names its product eukaryotic translation initiation factor 4eb (gene eif4eb). The record is from RefSeq and is a predicted model, not a curated record. The transcript has 7 exons. Gene Ontology annotation, molecular function: translation initiation factor activity; RNA 7-methylguanosine cap binding. Bases 104 to 754 code for a protein of 216 amino acids. Gene Ontology annotation, cellular component: cytoplasm; eukaryotic translation initiation factor 4F complex. Lineage: Eukaryota; Metazoa; Chordata; Actinopteri; Siluriformes; Ictaluridae. Gene Ontology annotation, biological process: translational initiation.
AGUACGCCGCCUAUAUGUGGACAUACUAUCUAGUAGGGUAGUACGCGGUUUGGGACGCAGCCUGAAUGUUCCAUAUGAGGCCUGUGUGAACAAGUCAUGGAAAAUGGCGACUGCCGAGCCGGAGGUAAUAUUGAAUCCAUCGAAGAGUGAAGAGGAGAACUCAGAAGAGACAAGCCAGGAGAUUGUCAGCCCUGAGUGUUAUAUCAAACAUCCACUUCAAAACAGAUGGACUUUAUGGUUCUUUAAAAAUGACAAGAGCAAAACAUGGCAAGCUAACUUGCGACUGAUUUCCAAAUUUGACACAGUAGAGGAUUUUUGGGCGCUUUAUAACCAUAUUCAGCUGUCCAGUAAUUUGAUGUCUGGUUGUGACUAUUCACUGUUCAAGGACGACAUUGAGCCCAUGUGGGAGGAUGAGAGAAAUAAGAAAGGAGGGCGCUGGCUCAUCACCCUCAACAAACAACAGAGGAAACUCGACCUGGACCGUUUUUGGCUGGAAACGAUGCUUUGCCUCAUAGGAGAAGCUUUUGAUGACUACAGUGACGAUGUGUGCGGUGCUGUAGUCAACAUCCGAACAAAAGGAGAUAAAAUUGCUGUCUGGACAACCGAUUACGAGAACAAAGAAGCAAUAACGCACAUAGGGAUGGUCUAUAAGGAGCGGUUAGGAAUCCCUAUGAAGAUGACCAUUGGUUAUCAGUCUCAUGCUGACACAGCCACUAAGAGUGGCUCAACUACCAAGAACAAGUUCGUGGUCUGAAAUUCUGAGCCUGAUUUCUCUCUCUCUCUCUUUCUUUGUCUCUCCCCCUCUCUUUCUCAUGCACUUUGCCAUUCUGCCCUGAACCAAAGCUUCAAAUUAACAGGUUCUCACCCAGGUUCUGAGCCCCAACAGGAAUCUCUAACUCCCACAUACACCUUUAAGGAACUCACCUUACAAAGUAUGGUCAGCAUGUAAUACACUACUCAAAGUGUUAACUCAAACAUAUCAAAUCCAACUAAGCAAAAACAGCAAAGCAUUAUGAUGUAGCCUCAGAUCUUCAAUAUAUUGAUGGUCUCAUCAAAAAUGACUUGAACAAACUUGCAUAUUCAUUGUUAAACAGGACUCAGAUUGUAAAAUAUUUGCUGUGUUCCUUUUGAAACAAAUGUAUUGAAUUAUUUAAUGGCUGAGGAAAGGAAAUACCUGUGUGCCCUUAUCCAGCAGCUAAUGAACACAUUUUUAAUUUAUUCAGAUUUUAUCUUAACAUUUCAUGAAGGUGGUAUAAAGCCGCCCAUGUAAUCAAGCAAAUCUUCAAAAGGCUGCCUUAUUUCUUUCAGCGCUAACGUUAUUAAAUUUGGGGUUUUGCAAUUCA